This is a messenger RNA of Brenthis ino (lesser marbled fritillary), 198 nucleotides long. The record is from the annotation of a GenBank genome assembly. Lineage: Eukaryota; Metazoa; Arthropoda; Insecta; Lepidoptera; Nymphalidae.
AUGGUGUGUCGUGAAAUGGAGCGCAUACAGUCUAGAUUUGCUCGCAAAACGUCGCGCGGCGGCGCAAAGGGGGUAUUGAUCGGCGGCGACGGGUCGCGAGACGCCGGCGUUACUGCCUGCCGCCUAAAUAAAGCUCUCCAUGUGUGCCGCCCUACGUCGAUGCCGUCGCGCCUUACACUUUCAUGCUGUCAUAUCAUG